This is a messenger RNA of Haemonchus placei, 1023 nucleotides long. The record is from the annotation of a GenBank genome assembly. NCBI's taxonomy places the organism in Eukaryota, Metazoa, Nematoda, Chromadorea, Rhabditida, Trichostrongylidae.
GCUAAAUGCGAACGAAUGGCUCGAUUUGCGGCGAUUUAUCAAUUUAUCGCUGUGGCAAAAGGAUUUUAUGGAUGUUUUUAUUUAAAGGAUUCACUAUUCGUAUACGGAGAAAUUGUGCGUAAUGCUCCUGGAGAUGUUCCUUUGAGUGACCAAAGCGCUUCAUUGUUAAUGAAUGACGAGGCAGGUACAGUCAUCAAACUGGACUUGAGUCGUCUACCGGAAGUUACUAUUUAUCCUGGACAGGUAAAAACUCUCGAACUCUCUUGCAUUUUUUCCUGCACCCUUGCCGCUGGCACCUUUGAAGAAGACUCUCAGAAUUUUCGUAUGUGGUGUGCCAGCGGUCCCUUUACUACUACAGACAACUGUUCCUACGAACCUCUCUGCGAUUUGCUUGAUAUGGUCGCUAAGGAGCAACCACAUGUGCUCAUACUGAUGGGUCCUUUAGUGGAAAGUAAGAAUGCAUUCAUGCAACGACCAGAGUUUCCAGAGACAUAUGAGAGCGUAAUGAAUCAACUUAUGAGGAACAUUGCAAAGUCUCUGGAAGGCUGCCGGACGGAAGUAAUAGUGCAACCCGCACCCUUCCGAGAUGCAUGCUGCCAACCUGUCUUUCCCACUCCGCCGUUUCUUUUCAGUUCGGAACGUCUUCACUGCGUUUCCGAUCCAUGUAUAGCUCGAUUGAAUGGGAUCGAGGUAGCGUUCACUAGCAGCGAGGUAGUCAUGCAUCUGUCUAAAACGGAAUGGCACUCGUCACCAGAACAAGAAAAUCGCGAUAGAAUCACUCGCCUCAACUCUCACAUACUAGAACAACGUUCAUUGUAUCCUCUUCUCCCUCCCGCAAUACCCAGUUCCAUAGAGGAGUUGAUGAAGAUUUGCAAUUUGCGAGCUGCUCCACACGUCAUUAUAAAUUCGUCGGUUCUCGCAGCCAGUAUAAAGGUAGGAAAUGGAUCCGAAUUUUCUACUUCAUUGGCACAAAACGCCUCAGAUUUGAGUGACUGUUCAAUGUUUGAAAUUGUGAAAUUAUAG